Molecule: messenger RNA, 4471 nt
Organism: Pleuronectes platessa (European plaice)
Lineage: Eukaryota; Metazoa; Chordata; Actinopteri; Pleuronectiformes; Pleuronectidae
Product: mucin-2
Exons: 12
Coding region: 281-2503 (740 amino acids)
Source: RefSeq, a predicted model, not a curated record
UCUUUGAUAAGGUGUGACCAACAGCUCGGACUUCUUUCUCUUAGAACCGCGGCUAAUGCCCAACAUGAUCUUUGAUUUUUGCAUCAGAAACCAUUUUAAUGCUGCUUAGUAAAGGGACUGACAGUCUGAAUGAUCACAAUGUCAAAAUGGAAACACGCCCAGUCCCUGAGAUACUCAGAGAUAAUCAGUCUUACAGGCGAUCAACACCUGUAGAGCACAUCAAGUGUUUCCGUGUUGAUGAGAGGUCGUAUAAGGAAUCUGCUGAACUUUCCUGGUCGUCAUGAUGAAGCUGCUUCUUUCUCUGACCCUCAUCUGGGCGCUCACCAGCACAGGUGAAGCACUUGUGUGUGAAACUUGUACGAAUGUUACCUGUUCAACCACAUCAGCAGUUACUUGUCCCACAGAAAGGAUGUGUAUCACAGCUUCCAUUCAAGCCGUUUCAUCUGGGACUCCUGGACAGCAAAUCUACAAGGCCUGUGCCCCCCCCUCCCUGUGUCCAGCCACAGGCUCUCAGACAUUUUCAGUUAACUUGGGUGUUUCGAGUUCACUUGUAAGUGCUACAUGCUGCAACACAGACAGAUGCAACUCCAACACUCUGCCUUUCCCUGUGGUUCCAGUAGAUAACAGUCUGCAGUGUCACGUUUGUAACCCCAUCAUCUUUGAUUGCAGCUCUUCAGUACAAUGUAGGGGAACAGAGGAUCGCUGCUUUGAAGCCGUUGUGACAACUGAGAACGGCACUUCUCCAGCUUUUGGCUGUGCAUCUACAAAUUUGUGUGCAGCUGCUGCCAGCCUGGGGUCACUGCCUUUCAUGCAAGAUGUUGGUAACAUUACCAGUGGACCAGCCUGUUGUGGGACUAGUUUGUGUAACACUGUCACUACAGCAAUCAGUACAACCACUUCCUCAACAACAACAACCACUACCCCAACUACGACAACAACUACUCCAACAACAACUACCCCAACAACAACAACCACUACCCCAACAACAAUCACUACCCCAACAACAACAACAACAACCACUACCCCAACAACAACAACCACUACCCCAACUACGACAACAACUACUCCAACAACAACUACCCCAACAACAACAACCACUACCCCAACAACAACAAUCACUACCCCAACAACAACAACAACAACCACUACCCCAACAACAACAACCACUACCCCAACUACGACAACAACUACUCCAACAACAACUACCCCAACAACAACAACCACUACCCCAACUACGACAACAACUACUCCAACAACAACUACCCAAACAACAACAACCACUACCCCAACAACAACAACCACUACCCCAACUACGACAACAACUACUCCAACAACAACUACCCCAACAACAACAACCACUACCCCAACAACAACAACCACUACCCCAACGACCACAACUACAGCUCCAACCACGACCACCUCAGGCCCAGGUGUAGCACUUGUGUGUGAAACUUGCACAGAUGCAGAUGUUACCUGUUCAAACACAUCAGCAGUUACAUGUCCCACAGGCACGAUGUGUAUCACAGCUUCCAAUCAAGCCGUUUCAUCUGGGACUCCUGGACAGCAAAUCUACAAGGCCUGUGCCCCCCCCUCCCUGUGUCCAGCCACAGGCUCUCAGACAUUUUCAGUUAACUUGGGUGUUUCGAGUUCACUUGUAAGUGCUACAUGCUGCAACACAGACAGAUGCAACUCCAACAUUCUGCCUUUCCCUGUGGUUCCAGUAGUUAACAGUUUGCAGUGUCACGUUUGUAACCCCAUCACCUUUGAUUGCAGCUUAUCAGUACAAUGUAGGGGAACAGAGGAUCGCUGCUUUGAAGCCGUUGCAUCUUUAGUGACAACUGAGAACGGCCCUUCUCCAGCUUUUGGCUGCGCAUCUUCAAAUCUGUGUGCAGCUGCUGCCAGCCUGGGGUCACUGCCUUUCGUGCAAGAUGUCGGUAACAUUACCAGUGGACCAGCCUGUUGUGGGACUAGUUUUUGUAACACUGUCACUACAGGAAUCAAUUCAACCUCUACCCCAACAACAACAACCACUACCCCAACUACGACAACAACUACCCCAACAACAACAACCACUACCCCAACAACAACAACCACUACCCCAACUACGACAACAACUACUCCAACAACAACUACCCCAACAACAACAACCACUACCCCAACAACAACAAUCACUACCCCAACAACAACAACAACAACCACUACCCCAACAACAACAACCACUACCCCAACAACCACAACUACAGCUCCAACCACAGGAACUAUAGCCCCAACAACAACAACCACGACCACCACAGCCCCAGGUCCUGUAGCAAUAAUCUAUCUAAAAAUGAAAAUCUCCACGUCUGGUGAGCUCAGCAAUGAAGCCAUCGCUGAGCAUAUCAAUCAGUUUAUGAGAAUGACGCUCCUGAACGGCACAGCCUUCACAGUGAACGUGAAAUCCAUUCAAAGAGUCAGAGUUGCCCCAACAACAACAACCACUACAAGUGUCGGACUUCCCAGUUAAAAGCUCCAUGGGGACAGUGACUGUACUACAAUUGUACUGGUGGAAUAGUUUUAACACAAUGUAAAAGGGCAGUUCAUCAUAAUAAUUGUAUCAUAUAUGGAAACACUUAUUUGAGUUUUGUGACAGUUAGUUUAACACAUCAGAUGUAAUUGUGCUCCACUGUGCUGCAAAGAUCCACAACAUCUCUUUCCAAACCACCAGAAGUAGCUGGACUGUGCUCAAGGUGCAUGUGAAGGUGUUUUGGGGGGAAUGCAGAAGCUUGGAAGUCUCCUCAUGCACCUUUUAUUUUGUUAAAUAACAUGUAAAAUAUUGUAAAACAUAGAGAAGUGCAUUUGACUCAAGUGUCAAGUUAUUUUCACAGUAAACUGGGAAUCUCAAACCAAGAAAUUUGAUCUGUCAAAGAGGUGUUUUUUUUAAUUAAUUGGUGUCUGUAAUUCCCAUGCUCUGUAACUGGAGCAGUAGCUGCCAUGCUGGCCCAAGUAGACAGGAAACUCUCAAACAGUUUCUCGCUCACUCCUCCCUUCAUUUCUCGUAAAUGUGAGCAUACCUGGUUUUUCAGGUUAUAUGGUUGCAGCCUCAGUCACUGCUACCUUGUCACACUCUCUGUAGCUGAAGGAGGAGCAAAGCACAACUUAGGCACUAUACUAAUCAAAGACAAUCUACCACUCUGUUCUUGUAGUAGUGAGGAGUAACACCACCCAUCAUGGAGAGAACAAUCCUCUAUUGCAUAUUUUUGCUUGGAUAUUUUCAUGCCUCCUGUGCCCAAGGUCAGAAUUCAUUGCAAUUAUUGUUUGCAUUUCAUGAUACGUAAUUUAGGAGAGUAAACAGGAGAGUACUUGAAGAGCAGCUCAGUGGUGAUUAGUGAUUCAUGUGUGUUAUUCUGCAAUAUCUAUUUGAAAUUUUGAAAAAUUUUGUUAUAUGUUUUUUUGCCUGCUAUCGGUGUCUCCUUCAAAAACUGUUGUCUGCUGAAAUAAAUUUAAUUUGCUGCAAGCAACAUAAAAAGAACACUAAGUAAACCAAAAGAAAAUGUGUUAUUUUGUUGCAACAGGUUAUAACACAGGAUUCAUUAAGACUAAUCAUGAGAAUUAUUACAGAUACGACUAAACCAUCCUAAAGCUAUAAAGACUUGGUAAAGGGUUUCCACAGAUGAAUCAAGGAAUUACUUGAUUAAAUGGAAUUUAAAAGAAACAAUUAAUUUUAUUUACUUCAUUUACAAGAUGCCAUUUGAUACUUGAAUGGCUCUUUGUCAAGGACAUAGAAGAAUCAUUAACAUGUACACAACUGUUAAUCCUGGCUGACAGACUCAGGUUCCACUCUCUCAUCUUGAAUGGAUUUUUAAUUAGUUUAUUUGCAGCACUUUAAGACACUGUAUACAUGUCUUACAUCUGAUUGUUAUUAAUACUACAAAAGAGAAAAUAUAAAUUCACCUUGUAAAAGAGACUCUUCAUCUCAAUGGGACUAACAUGGUUAAAUAAAGGCUAAUAAAAUAAAGACCAACAGAAUUUCACUCAAGGCCAAUUUCAAAUUGCAUGACAUCCUUUCAAGGCAACAUUAAAUUAUUGAAGAGUUGUAUCACAGCAGCUCUCUGACACGUGGGUUGGAGCUUCUUCUCUUGGGUGAAGCCUGGUGUCAGAUGGUAGUGAUGCAGAUGCUGCUUACAGCUGGUUUUCAAGGCUUGGGUCAGCAAAUCUUUGGUGAAAUUGAUUCUGAACUGGUUAGCAGCAGUGGCUUGUUAGGCUUGGUGUUUAUAGAACUCGAUCAAAACAUGGUUGUUAGGUAAACUUGAGCUUGGCAUUGCUUUGCAGCUCAGUCAUUUAGUUUUCCAUGUUGUGCUUUAAAUAUGUUCAGUUCCUUUUGUUCACUUUGUUUGAGCAGCAGCGUUUUAUUUCCUUGUAUCAAACUGCGUAGAAACUGCUGUGUGAAUGCCACCAAAUUAUUAAACCUGCAUGUGUAGAAACAAAACUUAAA